Messenger RNA from Monomorium pharaonis (pharaoh ant), 2928 nucleotides. Its product is annotated as U3 small nucleolar RNA-associated protein 14 homolog C. Gene Ontology annotation, cellular component: small-subunit processome; nucleolus. The record is from RefSeq and is a predicted model, not a curated record. NCBI's taxonomy places the organism in Eukaryota, Metazoa, Arthropoda, Insecta, Hymenoptera, Formicidae. The transcript has 8 exons. Bases 187 to 2901 code for a protein of 904 amino acids. Gene Ontology annotation, biological process: rRNA processing.
AGAAAGUAACCGCAAGCCGGUAGGGUGCACGUGUGCGCAGCGUGCUCUUCAAGCCGGAGGAACAGUGAAACAGGAGGAUCGUGGAUCCGGACCGCCGCAUGCACCAGAAAUGUACCAAAAUGGAUCGUGACAUGUGGGACUCAUGAGUAACGGAUCAACUUGUAUCACGAUAAGAGAGAAUUUCGUAUGACCACAAAAAUGAGCGACGCGGAAAUAGAUCAAGAUUUAUACGAGAGCGACCAAGAAGUUGCUAAAAAUCACUCAAAUCUUAUCGAGGCUGUGUCGCGCCUCGACAAGAGACAAAGAGUGAAGAAGGCAAAACGAAGCGAACCCAGUUUAGAGGUAUCAGAGUAUCAUCUUGUGAAAAGUGGAGUAAUAGAUGGAGAUACGGUAUGCACGCGAGACCUGAUCAAAUUGUUAGAACAAAAAGGGGAUCAGAAUGACACAAUUAAAAGGCUUCGAUACAUUCAACAGAAGAACAAAGUUCUUCCGAAGCCAUUGGAGAAACCAGCAGCUGAAAGGAUUAAAAGGACAAUAGGUCUUGAGAAGGUUACAGAGGAAUUGAAAAAAUGGGACAGUAUAGUUGCUAAGAAUCGAACAGCUGAACAACUAGUCUUUCCGUUGAAACGUAUAACACCAGUGACAGAUUCUCACAAUUUAAAGACUCCUAAAUUUCUGAAGGGCUUUAGUAUAAAGUCUGAUUUGAUGAAAAAGUUUGAAGAAGUGGAUCCUACAUUGCUUUAUCCUGCUGUCGACAAGGAAGAGGAAAAGGAUAAUAAAUACAAAAUGACUCUGAAAGAGGUCAUCAUAAGGAGGAAGGAAGCUGCCAGAUUAAGAGCACAACAGUCAUAUAGAGAGGCAAAGGCGCAUCGUCAGCAUAAGAUAAAGAGCAAAAAAUUCCAUCGCAUCGAGCGAAAAAAUAAAAUUAAACAACAUUUAAAGGAUUUCGAAAAAUUAAAAGAUACUAAUCCAGAGGAGGCUCUUGCAAAAUUAGAACAAUUAGACAAAACUCGUGCCGAAGAGAGAAUGUCAUUGAGACAUAAAAACACGGGCCAAUGGGCUAGGAAUAAACAGAUUAAAGCCAAAUAUGAUAAAGAAACACGACAAAUACUCUCUGAACAAUUAGCCAUUAGUAAAGAAUUGACGCAAAAAGUUAAGAGAAUAGAUAGUAGUGACGAGGAAGAUGAGGAUGAUGAGAAUGAUGAGGAAAACAUAAAAGAUAAAGAAGAUGAGAUACUAUUAAAUGAGAAAGGAGACAACAUAAAGACCAAUUCUGAAAUUGAUGAUUUCAUUAAGCUUUGUCGGGAGUACUACGAUAAGAAGCAACAGAAGGCAGAGAUAAUAGAAACAAGUGAAAUUUCAGGUGAGAUUCUAUCGGAAAAGAAAAAAGAGUCGUCAAAUCAUAAUACAGAAAAUACUACGCAAAUAAAUUCAAGUAAUAUGAAAAAUAAACUCCUCAAAAAUAAGAAGAAUAGUGUUUUGCAAACAAGUACUAGUGAUAAGACAAAUGAAUUAUGCAACAAUGAGAAAGACAAUGCUUUGCAAGCAAAUAUAAGUGAUACGACAAUAAACUCACAUGAUAAUGAGAAAAAUAGUGCUUUGCAAGCAAAUACAAGUGAUAAGAAAAAUAAAUCCCGUGGCAAGAAGAAAAACGAUACUUUGCAAGAAAAUAUAAGUGCAAAAAAUAAAUCCUGUAGCAAUAAGAAAAAUAGUACUUUGCAAGCGAAAAUAAAUGACACUAAAGGUAAAUUACAAGGCAAUGAGAAAAGUAGUGCUUUACAAGCAAGUACAAGUGAUACAAAAGGCAAAUCUUGCAGCAAUGAGAAUAGUAAUGCUUUAUUAGCAGCUGCAAAUGAUACAAAAGAUAGAUUUUGUAAAGAAAUAAAACGUAAAGAAAGUUGUAAAGCUACUACGCAAGCAAGGGGAUCGAAAAAAGAAAACGCAAAGCGCAAAUUAAAUCCAAAGGUGCAGGAAGUGAAGAAGAAAUUCAAGGUAAACGACGACAAAACAAAAAAGAAUGGGGAAGAGAAGAAGAAAAAGGAGAUUGAAGAUUACUCGCCAAGCCUCGAAUUCGAAAAUCCCAAACGGAAACCUAUUUUAGAUUCUCCAUUGGAAGAAACGACUACCUCCAGAGAACAUGUACAGAAGGAUAAUGAUCUGAUGAGUUUGAAGGCAAUAGCGAAUAGCGUAGAGAAGCCGGUCGAUAUUGAUAGCUACGAACCGGAAAUAGAUCCAAAAAAAUACGUAAAUGUAAAGCCCAAACAUUUGAAGACUCAGCUACCAGAUGUGGCCACGUAUGGAGAUGAGGACAGUGAUCAGGAGGAAACGCACAGAAUAAUGAGUGAGGCAUUCGCGGACGAUGACGUUGUCGAGGAAUUUAUGAAAGAGAAGGACGAGGAGGUGAAGAAAUCGCAGCCGCAGGUUAUUGAUUUGAGUCUACCCGGGUGGGGCGACUGGGGAGGACCGAAUGUCAAGAAGCGUAAUAUAACUCGUAAAAAAAGCCGAUUUAUGCUGACUGUUCCCAAGGAAGCGCCACGUAAACCUGAGAAUAAAGGAAAAGUCAUAGUAUUUGAACAUGAAAACGAAAAACUGAGGAAACAUCUCGUCAAGGAGCUACCUUAUCCGUUUACCAAAGUCAAGGAUUUUGAAGCGAGCAUUAGAGCUCCUAUCAGCAGGACCUUCGUUCCAAUGAGUGCCCAUGUGCGACUCAUUCAGCCAACAGUGAAAACCAAGUUGGGACAAAUAAUCGAGCCGAUGGAUGAAAAUCAGUUGGUGAAAAAUCAACCAAUGAUGAAAAAACCACUAUUAAAACGUAUCAAUGCGAAAAAUAAUAAGAAGAAUAUUGUAAAAAACAAUGCGAAGAAAAAUAAGAAGGAGAAUAACAAAAAGAAUAGUAAAUAAAGAUGUAAAAACACAGACUGUAAAAAA